AAUGACACAGGAUCUCGGCAGACGGCAACCAGAUGCACGUGAUGCGAUGGCUUGUUGCGGCCCUGGCAAUAAUGGUUGCUGUCCAGGCUUCAGCGCACAGCCUAAACAGUCGCAAGAAGACUGGACCGAGCAAAACCAAGCUAGAUCUGUCCUCGGAGCGACAGGAGUUGCUCCAGACACAUUAUGUGUUUGGGUUUGCUCCCGACCAGGCGAAGACGCAGAACGCGUUGAAGGCCAUUGCAAAGAGCACCAAGACGGCCGGAAAAGCGAAGAAGGGCGCAACCAAGAAAGGCCAAAAAAGCAAGGCCAGGAAGGAGAGCCUUCGCCGUGACGCGCCAACCAAUGGGUCUCCCUCGAUCGGCGCGUUCAAGUGCGGAGCAACGGCGGCCCUCACCAUGUGCAAUAGUGCGUCCGGCACUUCCGAAGUGUGCAUUCUAUCUGAAAAGGAUGGCAAGUGCGAACCACAAUACAUCACAGCCCUUCCCAACGGAAACCCGUCCGGCAGCCGCUUCAUCACGAUUGAGGACAUCAAGGAAGUGUUGGACAUUGCAGUCAUCCCCGCGUCCUUUGAGACGGUCAACUUUGACGACCUCGAUCGAGGCGUCAAGUUAGUGGACCAGACCGUCCCUGUCGGCACUCGCGAAUUCAAGUUGACCAAAGCAAGGCUGCAAGGCUACCCCACCAACGCGUUCAAUAAGCUGCACUUGCCACCGACGUUGGAACUGGUUGACUUUUCCGACAACGAAAUGAACGAAUUCAACCCUUCCGAAUGGGCGACGGUCAACCUCACGACGAUGUUGCUGCGAAACAAUCGCCUGGAAUUCCUUGACAACGUCACGUUCCCGCCCACGUUGCAGACACUAAACCUCGCGGACAACCGACUCAAGCGGUUCUCGCGUGGCACGCAGUUCCCUGCCGCCCUCAAGACUCUGGAUUUGAGGAUGAAUAAAAUCGGGUCGUUUGCGUCGUUGCCGUUGGGCGCCGCCAAGACUCUCGACACUCUGUAUUUGAUGGAAAACAACUUUACAGACGUCCUGACGCGCGCCGACGUCGAGACGCUGCCGUCAUCGCUCCACGUGCUCAAUCUGAACCAAAACUUCAUUCGAUCCCUGGAAAGCUCAAUCGUGUGGCCGGCAGAAUUAGACACAUUGGAUCUGAGCAACAAUGGCCUCACAACUCUCAACAAUUUCCCUUUGCUUCCCUCGAAGCUCAGCAAACUCUUCCUCAACGACAAUCCCCUCGGCAGCUACGUCGUCUCGUCCGACACGUACAAUCAGUUGAACGCAGUCAAUGCGGUCACUCUGCCCUCCAUGACCGACACGACCACAUGCCCCGACGGAACUCGAAAGACGUCGACCAGCCACAAGACAAAUCCCGUGUAUGUGUGCGUCCAGGACAAUUCGUCGGCGACGUCCAUGCUGCCGCUAGUCCUGGGACUCGUUGGUGGCGCCGUUUGCAUCGCCGCCUUCGCCUAUUACGGCUACCGUCGCCUAAAAGACAAGAUACGUGCGUCGACGCGAUCGCAGUCGCCACCACCACUGACCGACGACAUAUCGUACUCCAGCAACCGUCCCAAAUACAGCGCCAGUGGCAUGGGGGCAUACAAUGCACGGCUGCGACAUUCGACAGCCAGUCAUACCUUGUCGAGCAGAAGCUUUGACUCGUCCAGCAUUGGAACGCCCGAGUUCCCCAAGCUUCUCGUCCAGAAUCCAUCGUUCCAGGCAUUUGCUAUUCCGUGCGAUUCCGUCGCGGACUUGAGUCCCUAUGUCGGGGACACAUCGAUCGGGACAUUGGGGGAGCAAUGGGUGGUCGUGAAGCCCCUAUUUAGUGACCACGAAGUGGACACUUUGACCAUGUAUGCCACGCUGGUCCAUCCGAAGAUUGUGGUCUUUAUUGGCGUCACGUGGGACCUCAGCGGUACACUCAGCAUUGUGACGGCAUUUUGCCGCCGUGGCAGCGUCCGGUCCGUGCUCCUCAACGGCGCCAAGCCGCUUGUCCAAGAACGUGUCGACAGAAAGCUGAGUUUGGCCACAGAUGUCGCGGAGGCACUGACUUACCUGCACUUUUUACGUCAACCGUUCGUGCACCUCAAUCUGUCGCUCGACACAAUCUUUAUCAAUGAAGAUUGGACGGCAGCGUUGCGGCUACCUGCUGUUGAUCGUGGCCAUGCGGGUGGGCAAAGGCCGUGGGUCGCGCCGGAAAUUGUACGGAUGGAGUCGCCGCCCACGACGAAAGCCGACAUGUAUUCGUUCGGCGUGUUUUUACUGGCGUUGGACAAAGAGCUUGAUCCAAGCGACGGCACAGUCGAUGGCAAGAUGGAGAUCGUGUUUGCCGAUGAGAAACUCGGCGCAUUGGGAGCGCAGUGCCUGGACACAGACCCGACCAAGCGACCCAGCGCCAUGGAUGUGGUGUACACGUUGCGCAACUUGAUGCACGAUGACGUUGCGAUUGUUUUGGGCGAGUGAGCGCUUCCUAAGCCACUUGUGAGCGUCGAAUACAAAUUUACGCAGCGCUACUAGUUGUUGGUCAACAAGACCAACCUCGUGACCCGCUCUGGCGGCGCCACGUCAUAUACAC
Messenger RNA from Aphanomyces invadans, 2577 nucleotides. Its product is annotated as serine/threonine protein kinase. The coding region runs from base 33 to 2465 and encodes 810 amino acids. NCBI's taxonomy places the organism in Eukaryota, Oomycota, Saprolegniomycetes, Saprolegniales, Verrucalvaceae. Gene Ontology annotation, biological process: protein phosphorylation. The transcript is spliced from 10 exons. The record is from RefSeq and is a predicted model, not a curated record. Gene Ontology annotation, molecular function: ATP binding; protein kinase activity; protein binding.